AUGUAGUAUGGUUCCAAAAGUACAUUUCUCAUCAGGCGAUCCUCUUCUGCCUCGAUGCCACCGGCCAGAGGAGAUGGAUAGGGAAUCGCCAAGGAAAAGGAUUACGCGCCCCCCCCCAGUUAUAUCAACCCUUGGCACGUUAGGCUUGCGGUGAAGCUUUUAUAACCUACAACGCCAGCAACCUCAUUGGGGUAGUCACCCUGAUUUCGCUUCUUCGAAGUCUUCCACAAUUCUAGGCAGUCAAGGAUUUGAUCGACCCUGUUCUAAGGGCCAGCAUACCAUUGUCUCCGUCGUCUCGCUGAAACAACCCCCGCGUUUCCCUUCUAUGUACUGCGUGGAUUCAAUUGGACAGAUUUCAGGCACUCCUAUGGGUCCUUCAACCAAACCAAUCUUGCUGCGUUUGAUGAUUGGCGAUGUGCUUCCUAAAGCCCUUGCAUUAUUCAUGGACGAGAUCAAACUACCCACCUGCCACGUUGUGGCUCUGUCGAAGGGCAGUAUCGUGGCGAUAGGCCUCGCUGUCUACCACCCAAACAAAUUUGCAUCACUUUUCCUUGCGUGGCCGCUAGGGUUAGAGGAGGCAGCAGAUGUAGCUGAUGGCCAGCGCGAAAUAGUACAUAACUGGAAGGACGGUCUCAAGACAGGCCAACCUGACAUGGAGGUCCUAUCUGACGCGGCCUACGGCACCUUGCAACUGGGUUUCAGUAAUAAACUCGAUAGCUUAAUAAGCGCGUGUGUAUAGUGCUCCCUGUUCCGCUUCUUUUAGGCUCGCUGUUAUGACAAUGCCUUGGGCUCUACAAAAGGGUGCACAAGAGAACUUUGACCAACUC
Guyanagaster necrorhizus is the source of this 827-nucleotide messenger RNA. RefSeq lists its product as uncharacterized. The record is from RefSeq and is a predicted model, not a curated record. The transcript is spliced from 3 exons. Lineage: Eukaryota; Fungi; Basidiomycota; Agaricomycetes; Agaricales; Physalacriaceae. The coding region runs from base 326 to 739 and encodes 137 amino acids.